GUGCCAUCUGUCGGCCAUCGCAGCAACCGCGUUUUAUAUUGUGCUCUGAGGACGGGAAAAGCACGCCGCUUUGGCGGUCCAGUUUUAGCUAUUGUGUGAGACUCUUACGUAAUCCGAAGUUAGUUGAAAACAGAGCAGGCUCAGUAGUCACUUUUCAUAACAAUGGACCUACAAAUAGAGGCUAGUGACGCCUCAAGAAAUGAAGUAGAAGUAGGAGGUGGAGUAAGCGAGGAAAAGCUUGGCAAGCAAUUGCAGGUAGUGGAUGUCGGGAAUCAGGAAUGCGGGGAUGUAAAGGAAACCUUGAAGGACGCAAAAGUUAGUGAUUGUGCACGCCAGUCAGAGCAGCCCACAAUGGGUUCAGGGGAGAGCAAGUGUGGAGUGCAGGCCAAUGGCGAGGCCUUUGCGAACGGCGUGCGUGAGGAGGGAGCUGCCAGUGGCGGGGACCCCAGUGUAGCCAUCAACAGCAAAGAUUUCAGUGUCGCGCCAGACACGCAACAACAGGAGGUUAGUCCGAAUAAAAACGACGAAGAAGAAAACAAAUUUAAAGUUACAGAACUGAUUAAUGAAAUAUUACACCAGUCAUCAUAUUUAGAGGAUAGCAAUCUGAAUGGGCUAGAGUUUGCUGAUACUUUGCCAGGAGAGAUGGAUGCUGCAGACCUUAAUAUUGCAGUUAAAAGCUCAUCACAUGUGUUAUAUCUUAACCAUAGAGAGGAAAAUGGUUCAUCACCCGACUCGGAUUCCAAUAUGACCACUGCAAGCGAGGGCUCAUCCACCCCAACAAGUGAAUUAUCUUCAACCUCGAUACACUCAUCUGACCAGCAAAACUUUAUUAAUACACAGGACGCAAGGGUCUUAACCCACCUGAUAUGCUCCAACAAUUUGGCAGAUCCAGAUUGUAGAAUAGAAGACAAGCUUUCAAAUGAAUGCAAUCCAAAAUUGUUGCUUGAGGUGAGCGUUCCUGAUUGCAUAAAUGACUUAGAUGCCUUAUCAGUUAAAGAAACCAUAUUAGAAAGUAAAGAUUCCAGUAUUUUGGUAAUGGAACUUAUUGGAGAGACUGCUGUCCCUCAGACAUCAUCAGAAAAUGUAUCCAUAAAAGGUUGUCCAGAUGCAGAGGCCGUAAAGGUAGAGUGUGUGGACUUUGAUGAAGGAGUAAAUCUAGACAUUAAUAUCUCACAAGAGACAGAUACACUGUCAGAUCAAAAUCACUCAAUUGUAGUAAACAGUUCAGAAAUAGAGGUGUCAAAUACUCAACAAAAGGGGCUAGUGGAGGAAUUGGAACCAGUUGGAGAUGAUGAUGUAGGACAGGAAACAGAUGGAAAGAAUUCAGAUAUUACUGUAAAAUCAGUAAUUCAGACAUUUACUGAAACUACAGACAUGUCAGAAAAUACUGCAGAAGUAUCUGAAAACAAAACUUGUACAAAAGUAGCAGACUCAGAAAAUAUGGAAGGAGAGGCUUUAGGCGACACAGAAUUUGCAGAUGUCAUUUCUACAGAAACUAGAUCCAGAAACAUAAAUGUGGCUGAUGCAGAAGUGGAGACUGAAUCAGAAAGAAAUCAAGAGAUAAAUGAAACGAACCAGCCAGAAGAAAGCGAUUCCAUAAACCUUGAGGUAUUUGGUGACCAGGUGAGCACAAGCACAAGUACUAUUAUAUCUGAUGAGGGAAGGGAUGUUGAAAGUGAAAAGGGAUCCAUGGAGACUGGCAAUCAGAUGACAAAGGAACAUAUUACUACAGACCUAGAAAAUAGUGUGGAGAAAAGUGACAUCACUGAGGCAGUUACUGCUCUAGAAACUCUUUCUUUAACUGUAGAAGAACCUGAAAAAUCUAUUCAGAGAAUUGAGAGUCAGUCAGCAGAGAGUUCAGGCUUUGAGAAUACAAAUGUCAUGAAACAAAAUAUGAUUGAUAAUGAAUGUGAUGGGAAAGUUCUUUGUGAAGUUGAGUCAUCAGAAUUAUCAGGUGAAAUAAAACCUGUCAUAACUUCUAACAAGAAAGGCAAAGAAGAAAAUAUAGCUUCAGAGUAUGAUUGUGCCUGUAGAAGAAAUGAGACUACAGAUGAAGGUGGGAAUGUUAUGGUGGGAGUGUGGGCUGAAUUGCGGUCUUCUCUCCGGCAAUUACACCGCUCUAUGAUACCACAGUCUUCCCAGGUGCUGAUUCAGCGUUCCAGACCUUCCAUCAACAGGAUAAAAGCAUUGGCUAAUAU
Molecule: messenger RNA, 2198 nt
Organism: Penaeus vannamei (Pacific white shrimp)
Lineage: Eukaryota; Metazoa; Arthropoda; Malacostraca; Decapoda; Penaeidae
Source: RefSeq, a predicted model, not a curated record